GGCCUUCCCCAGGGUGGGCAGAGACACCCCCGCCACACGCACAGGCGGCAUGGCUGUCCUGGGCGUCACGGCCGCCCUGCUGGUGUGGGUGGCCACCCUGCUGCUCCUCUCCCUCUGCAAGCAGGUGCACAGCCGCUGGAAGCUGCCCCCUGGCCCUUUCCCGCUGCCCUUCUUUGGGAAUAUUUUUCAGUUGGAACUCAACAAUAUACCGAAGUCCUUCACCAAGCUGGCGGAGCGCUUCGGGCCGGUGCUCACUGUGCACCUGGGCUCCCGCCCCAUCGUGGUCCUGCACGGCUACCAGGCGGUCAGGGAGGCCCUGCUGCAGCACAAGAGUGACUUCGCCGGCAGAGGAGAAUACGUCGUGUUCCGGGAGCACAAGCACAGAGGGGUUACUUUCAACAACGGCCCGAGCUGGAAGGACACCCGGCGGUUUUCCCUGAGCAUCCUCCGAGACUACGGGAUGGGGAAGCAGGGCAACGAGGCCCGGAUCCAGAGGGAGAUCCCCUUCCUGAUGGAGGCGCUCAGGAAGACGCACGGUUUUCUAGGGCGUCUCUUCGCAGCAGCCGAGGGGCGAAGCAGCGCCCCGCGGCUCACCCGCUCCUGUUGUCCAGGCCAGCCCUUCGACCCCACCUUUCUCCUGGGCCGCGCCCCCUGCAACGUCAUCGCCGACAUCCUCUUCGGCCGGCGCUUCGACUACGACGACGGCACCAGCCUGAGGCUGCAGCGCUUGUUCAAUGAGAACAUGUACCUGGUCAGCACGCCCUGGGCGCAGGUUUAUAACUUCUUUGAAAGCUAUCUGUGCUACCUGCCCGGGAGCCACAGAAAAGUACUGAGGAACGUGUCUGAACUGAAAGCCUACGCCUCGGACAGAGUGCAGGAGCACCGGGAGACCCUGGACCCCAGCUGCCCCCGGGACUUCAUCGACUGCCUGCUCAUGGAGAUGGAGAAGCGACAGUACAGCGAAGAGCCCGGGCACAGCUUGGACAACAUCGCUGCCACUGUGGCCGACCUGUUCUUCGCGGGGACGGAGACCACCAGCAUGACCCUGAGAUAUGGGCUCCUGAUUCUCCUGAAGUACCCGGAGGUUGAAGAGAAACUUCAUGAAGAAAUCGACAGGGUGAUUGGGCCAAGCCGAGUCCCCGCCGUCAAGGACAGGCUGGAGAUGCCCUACAUGGAUGCUGUGGUGCAUGAGAUCCAGCGCUUCAUUAACCUCCUGCCCUCCAACCUGUUCCAUGAGGCAACCCGGGACACGGUGUUCAGAGGAUACGUCAUCCCCAAGGGUACAGUUGUAGUUCCAACACUGGGCUCCCUCUUGUUUGACAGCCAAGAAUUCCCUGAUCCAGAGAAGUUUAAGCCAGAGCACUUUUUGGAUGAAAAUGGGAAGUUCAAGUACAGUGACUAUUUCAAGGCAUUUUCCACAGGAAAGCGGGUGUGUGUCGGGGAAGGCCUGGCCCGCAUGGAGCUGUUUCUCUUCUUCACCGCCGUUUUGCAGCACUUCAGCUUGAAGUCUCUUGUUGCGCCCGAGGACAUUGACCUCAGCCCCAUCGUCAAUGGGUUUGCCAGCGUCCCGCCCCAUUACACGCUCUGUGUCCUUCCCCGCUCGCAAGUGUGAGGCACAGGUGCCCUGGAGACAGUGCAUAGGCCUGAGGGAAGCCGCUCUCUGCUGGCCGCUGGGUGGGCAGAGUGGGGAGGGAGGCCAGGCCUCCCCGUGCUGCACACACGCCCCGGCCUCAACAGAGCGGGGCGCGUCCAAAGCCAGCAGCUGCAGCAUCUCCCGGCCUUUCUCUGAACGGCCAUCCUGCCUUCCUCUCAUGGGGGUCCUCCCAGGUCACCCCCCCCAUCUCAGGAUCCUCAUCACACAUUCCGAGGCCCCCUUGCCGAGUAAGGUACCGCAUUCGCAAGUUCCUGGAUUAGAACAAGGAUGCCAUUGGGCCCACUGUUCCACAUUUUAUCCACCACGGGGUGUGACCCAAACCUGAGUUGGACAAACUGGCGAACCAGUCAACUGCAGAAGCCCUACCACUCCUGCUGUGAAAGGAGCCUGCCAGUCUCAUCAUACCACGCAGAACAAACUUCCUGCCACAGAGAGAGACCAGAAAAUGCCGUUUCACUUGCUUUGGCGAUUUUAAUUUGAGAGAAUGCCUUAGGGAAAUUCUGAAGUGCUGCUCCGAGGGGUGGGAACAGUUGGGAGGGAGUGGGGGCCCUUUGAGCAUAAAUGUGCAACCAGCCCAGGCAGGGGCAUUUGGCUGAAGGGCCCAGGCGGACUCCUGCUGGGCUGUGGUGCCAGCCCGCCUGUUGGCAGACGGCCGACUCCUGUGUGUUCACAGGGCUGGCCAGCUCUCUGGCCUCUUCAUACAAGGGCAGCAAUCCCAUUAAGGGGGCUUCACCCUCAGGACUAAGCACCUCCCAGCGGCCCCACCUCUUACUGCAGUCACGUUGGGGUUAGGGUUCCAACACGCCCCUAGCCCCCAGAGCCCGUGUCCUCACAUGCAAAACACAUUGACCUCACCCCAACAGCCCCAAGUCGAACCUGCUGCACGUCCACCCUGAAGCCCGAAGUCUCAUUCCAACACCCCUCACAUGAAGUGGGGCGAGACUCAGGGCACAGCUUGCCCUCAAGCAGCCGACACGCGGCUGGGGGCUAUGUUGCUGGUGCCCUUUGAAUGUUGGGUUUUUGCAUCUUUUGCACUUACACACCCAUUUUACAGUCAUCUGUACUUGCACAGACCCAAAACAUGUUUAUUGAACUUGCAAAGGAUUCGCGUGUUACUAUGGGCAGAAACGGCACCGUUACCAUCAGUUCCCAGCUCACAAACACAUCCUACUCCACUUGUGUGGGCUGUCCACGUUUCUGGGGACUGCACAGUUCUGGGGGUUCAUGUACACCUGUCAUUACAUUAACUCCUAGAUGCAUGGUGUUCUAUGCUACUGUAAAUACUAUUUUUAGAACUUCCUUUUGCCACUUGCUGCCUAAUCCUGGCAUGCUUGCAAGUGGCUGCGUUGUUUUGCUGGAGCAGGAAGUGCAGCUGCCCCAUACAGACCUCUGACCCAGACUCGAAAGGUGCAACACUAGUGUGAGCUGAGCCCGGGUGUCGCUCACACCAUCUUACUGCUGUUCACCGAGAGAAGAAACACAGGACUGACCAGGCCCUCAGCUCGUCCUGGUGAGGGCACAGGCAGGCUGUUCUGCAGCAAAAACACGGCUCCCCAGGUCUGAGGUGUCCUGUGCACGGGUGCACAGGUGGUUCCCAACACGAGGAAGUGCGGCUGUGAGCCACGCAGAGGAAAGCUGCAUCUGUGCCCGGUGUCCCCCGAGCAGCUGCUGUGAGCAGUGUCUGGCCGAGAGGCAUACCCUUACUUGAAAGCUACUGUGAUACUCCGCUGUUUUCUUGCAAUAAACUGUAGACACCUCA
Phyllostomus hastatus (greater spear-nosed bat) is the source of this 3413-nucleotide messenger RNA. Its product is annotated as cytochrome P450 2E1. Gene Ontology annotation, cellular component: intracellular membrane-bounded organelle; cytoplasm. Gene Ontology annotation, molecular function: heme binding; oxidoreductase activity, acting on paired donors, with incorporation or reduction of molecular oxygen, reduced flavin or flavoprotein as one donor, and incorporation of one atom of oxygen; iron ion binding. The record is from RefSeq and is a predicted model, not a curated record. Gene Ontology annotation, biological process: xenobiotic metabolic process. Lineage: Eukaryota; Metazoa; Chordata; Mammalia; Chiroptera; Phyllostomidae. The transcript has 9 exons. Bases 50 to 1612 code for a protein of 520 amino acids.